Hemisphaericaspora subhashii is the source of this 684-nucleotide messenger RNA. RefSeq names its product RlpA-like double-psi beta-barrel domain-containing protein. The transcript has a single exon. The record is from RefSeq and is a predicted model, not a curated record. The coding region runs from base 1 to 684 and encodes 227 amino acids. NCBI's taxonomy places the organism in Eukaryota, Fungi, Ascomycota, Pichiomycetes, Serinales, Debaryomycetaceae.
AUGAAGUUAUCUUCGAUUAUAGCCAGCUCAAUCUUAUUAAGUGCCAUUAGUGCCGCUCCUUUACACACUGUCUACAGUACUACAUAUGUUACUGUUAUCGUUAAUUUGAAAGGUGAAACCCUCGUUCCAGCUCCUACUCCAGAACCAACGGUGGCCCCAGAAGCUCCAGCACCAGCUCCUGAACCGGUUGCAGAAGCUCCAGUUCCAGUAAACGAUCCAGCUCCAAAAGCAGUAGAUACUCCACGCCCACCAAUCGUCAUUGAUGCUACUGAAACUCCAGCUCCACCACCACCUGCUCCAACUCCUGAACCAACUGUCGCUGCUCCUGUUCCUGAACCAACUGUAGCUGCUGCUCCUGCAGCAAGUAGCAAUUUGAACCAUGGUGAAGGUACUUUCUAUGACGCAGGUUUAGGUGCUUGUGGUAUUGUCAAUAGUGGCUCUGACUAUGUCAUUGCCGUUUCUCAUGGUAUGUUUGAUGCUAACAUGAUUGAUGGGAAUCCAAACAAUAACCCACUCUGUGGAAAGAGAAUUAGAGCUUAUUAUGAAGGGAAAUCAGUUGAUGUUACUAUUGUUGAUAGAUGUGAAGCUUGUGCUUAUAAUGAUUUAGAUUUCUCAUCAAGUGCGUUCUCACAGUUGGGAAGCUUUGGGUUAGGCAGAAUUCCUAUUACUUGGGAAUGGCUCUAA